This is a messenger RNA of Blepharisma stoltei, 228 nucleotides long. Lineage: Eukaryota; Ciliophora; Heterotrichea; Heterotrichida; Blepharismidae. The record is from the annotation of a GenBank genome assembly.
AUGCAAAUAGAAAAAGGAGACUAUUUUUUGGAUAGAAACUGGGAGAAUAAAAUUAAUUGUGUUUUAUAUCAUUGGCUAUUGAAAAUGAGCUGAUUUUUUGGAAGAUUGAGCUUAAAAGGCUUAUUUAAAUAUCCUUGAGCUCAUUUGAAUACUCAUAGAAACUAUAAUGAUAUGCAAUUUUGGAAUAAAAUUUUGAGCACAGCUGGAAAUUUAAAGUUAAAACUCUAA